Messenger RNA from Armigeres subalbatus, 2961 nucleotides. RefSeq names its product centrosomal protein of 120 kDa (gene rha). The transcript is spliced from 4 exons. Gene Ontology annotation, biological process: positive regulation of centriole elongation; centrosome cycle; interkinetic nuclear migration. Bases 179 to 2842 code for a protein of 887 amino acids. The record is from RefSeq and is a predicted model, not a curated record. NCBI's taxonomy places the organism in Eukaryota, Metazoa, Arthropoda, Insecta, Diptera, Culicidae. Gene Ontology annotation, cellular component: centriole; centrosome.
GAAACUUUGCCACUCACGUUCGUUUAGUUUGUUUACGUUUAUGAUCGUGAUUCGUGGUCGGGUUGAAAGUACCUAACGGAAAGUAGGGACAAAACUGAAAACAAAAUAAAAUUUAUAAUAAAUUUUAUUUGUUAUACUGAAUUUACAUUAAAAAUAAAAAAAAAUCAAACAUUUUUCAAUGGAGCAUCCACCUGAUCAGCUUGUUAUUGCACUACACAUUUUGGACGCCAUUAACUUCCACCGGUCGAAGAAUACCCCGAUUAUGCUGAGUGCAUCGCUGGACCGAAACGUUCUGGAGACCGAAUGUCGCCUUCCCGGAAUCGCUUCUACCAGCUUCGACAGCAACCUGGUUUGGGAAACCGAUCGACGUUCGGUCAAGCGUAUGAAAACUGAGAACCUUCCCAUCAAGGUGGAAUGCUACGCCGUUGACCCGACAACGGCGAUCUCUGAAGCCAAGCCCAGACGGUCAUUGAUCGGCCAUCUGGUGCUACCGCUAAGGUCAGUUCCGUUGCUGCCGUGGGCAAAAGCAGAUAGUGUCAAACCACGCUGGUUCCGGGUGAUCGGGCUUGUUGCGCCAGAGUGGAAAAGCCAAAAACCGGAAGUGCAACUGGCUGUGGUCAUAACAGACAAAGAAUAUUUGAAUCCUGAUAGGAGGAAACCAGGCGAGGUCGAUUCGGAAAAGGAAGGUGAUCGGAAUUUAGUAAUUUUCACUAAUCCGGAACCGUCACGACUAGGGUCCGGUGAAGGGUUACCGAUUCGAUUACUGGAAGAGCGGGGAUUGCUUCAGCUUGGCUCGGAGGACCAGGAAUGUGAUAUCUUCUUGGUAAAAAUAGUACUGAAAUAUGCUAAACAGUUAGCCAAACUGCUACCGGAUGGGGAGAAAGAGGUGUUAGAGGGCAACUUUCGGAUGCGGUACGAUUUGCUGGGAGACAACUAUCCUUGUUCUUUGGAGAAAAGACCAAACGGGACAUUUGCCAUUCAAGAGAAAAUCGUUAUCAACUUCAGGACCACGCUGCAUUCUUUGAAAAGAUAUUUUGAAGAGAUAUUCCUCAUUCGGUUAGAAGUGUUGUAUGCUGAAAAGGUUAUUGGUCGGUGUUACUUCCGGUUUGGCAAUUUGAUACAGGACGAACCACUGUCAAAAUUUCUUAGCAAACAGCGUGAAACUGCAACUCAGGAAGUAGAAAAAUUCUAUCCGAUCCAGUCCGUGGCUACAAAGUAUGAGGAUAAACGACAAGAGGAUGACAUUUCAGACAUAUCUUCCUCAACAAUGACAUCUAUUAAAUGCAAAUUUAGCCUGAAAUACCUGUCUUCGGAUCGUAAAUCGGUGCCGGAACCUGUACAAAAGAUCCUGGAUUUAAUCCCAGAAAAAGAUUUACCAAUAGUAGAUAUUCCAGAAGUGCCUUCUAUUCCAUCCAUAAAUCUCAAUCCAAUUCGACCACUCCCGAUGCCAUCUGCAGCUCCACCAGAGAAAACCGACAUCGAAUCGAUCCUGCAUUGUGAGGAUAGAGAUCUCAGGGACGUUCCGCGUACUUUCAGCUACAAUCUGCUACUUCAAAGUGUAAAAUUUACGCACCGUCCACCUCCCGGUCUCUGGCAGAUGUCUCUUUACCAUCCUCGUGGGGACACACCCUUCACGAAGGUGACAAUGGAACUGGAUUCGAUUGAAUCAGAGACGGUAGAGUUCCCCAAUCUUCAGCUUCAGUUAUAUUUCUCCGCACUUCCGGAUCGAGUGCUUCCAACGAUCACUGCUGAAUGUUCCAAAUUGAGCGUAAACGGCCCACAUGGGUUGUUUGGUUUUGCUCGGUUGGAUAAUCAAAGUCUGGUCAUUGGAACAAAGGAAAAGCAGGCCGGGGUUCUGAUUCUUGAAGAUCAAGCUGGGGAGAGUGUCGGAAUGGCAACGGUGUUCAGCUUCCUGGAUGAAGUGGGAAUUAAUUUUAACAGCAGAGCUCCGCAUAUUGGACCCGAAGUUGUUGCUGUGGAACCAUCUGCCAAGGGUCACCUGGACGAUCAAAUAUCGUACAAAAUGUUAGAGGAACUGAAGCAGUGGAUGACGCAACAGCGGGAGCAGUUUCUGAUCGAGUUAAAACAAAAAGAGGUGGCUUAUUUGACAAAACUGACUACCGACUGGAAGCGAAAGCAAGCGAAGGAAAGAGAGGAACUUUCACAACGCUUGGAACACGCAUCUGCAUUAACGGUAGCCCUCGAGGAAACCAAGAAGAGCAUCGCUCAGCAAAUCAGAGAAAGGGUCGAGCAGGACAGGACGCUAGAGGACCACCGUACCAAACUUGCACUGUCACAUCAGCAACAGUUGGCUGACAUUCGUGAAAAGGCCACCCGCCUGGAAGAGGAUCUCACCCAUAGGACCAAACUACAGAAGCUACGCUGCCAGGAGCUGGAAGAAAAGAACGAUUCGCUAAUACGGGACAACGACAUCCUAAAACUAGCUAAUGAACGGUUAGAGGUCCAACUGUCAGAUUUAAAGGGCGAGCUUCAGGAAUAUGCUAACCAGCGUAAGGCUCUCGAGCAGCAGUACCAAGAGUUAGAGAAAUCAAAGCUGUUCUAUAAGCAACAAUGGGCGAAGAUGAUUCGCCAGGUGCACAAAAUGAAGCUUGAAGACGAGCAAAAGCUCGGCGAAUUGAUCCAGGGUAAGGAGUACAAGGAGAAAAAGAAGAGUUCAUGGUGGGCCGAUCAUUUUGAAGAAGACGUUAACUGCAUUGCUGCAAAGGAAAAACAGGAAAUGGAUGCCGUUCAUGAUUUGCUCUUCGAAGACCGAUGGAUGCACCACCAGCAUUCACAGCAUCACCAUCCUCAUCAGUGUUGUUCAAAGGACAGGAAAGGGUGACCCCCAUUGAACUUUACCAAUGGGAUAUGUAAAAGACUGUUGUUUAUUUAAUUAAAUUAUUUAUUUAUUAUUUACAAAAAAGUAGUCUCGUAAAAAAUCAAACAUUUUUAAUGCUAAAA